Chaetomium strumarium is the source of this 1803-nucleotide messenger RNA. RefSeq lists its product as uncharacterized. NCBI's taxonomy places the organism in Eukaryota, Fungi, Ascomycota, Sordariomycetes, Sordariales, Chaetomiaceae. The record is from RefSeq and is a predicted model, not a curated record. Bases 1 to 1803 code for a protein of 600 amino acids. Gene Ontology annotation, molecular function: N,N-dimethylaniline monooxygenase activity; flavin adenine dinucleotide binding; NADP binding. The transcript is spliced from 5 exons.
AUGACGGCUGCCACUGAGACCGCGGCCGAAACCAAGAGCCAUGCCACUUCGGCCGAACCCCCACUACCAGGUGCUACUUACACGGUUCGCGAACAACCACUGGGAUCCUCGAGGCACAUCCGUAUCGUAGGCAUCGGGGCCGGAGCGAGCGGCCUGAAUCUGAUUCGGACCCUACGGCUCAACCUCAGCGACUACGAAGCUGUCAUCUAUGAGAAGAACUCGGAUGUGGGAGGCACCUGGCUGGAGAACCGCUAUCCCGGGUGCCGCUGCGACGUGCCCAGCCAUAACUACCAAUUCUCGUGGCAGCAAAAGAAGGACUGGGCGAACUUCUUCGCGGCAGCUGAGGAAAUCGGAGACUAUCUCUGCCAUGUCUGCGACGAGGAGGGCAUGAGGGACUCGAUAAAGACUUCACACCAAGUGGUCUCGGCUCGGUGGAACGAGGAAGACGGCCGGUGGGAACUAGUCAUUCGGAACCUGGAAACAGGGGAGGAGUUUGGCGACCACGCUACCUUCCUUGUCGAUGGCACGGGCAUAUUGAACAACUGGAAGUGGCCCGACGUCGAAGGAAUCGACGUCUAUAAGGGGCGCUUGAUACACACUGCCUGCUGGCCAAAGGAUUUCGACCACACGGGGAAGACAAUCGCCGUCAUUGGAAAUGGAUCGAGCGGAGUUCAGGUGUUACCAGAGCUACAAAAAGGUGCGCAUAAACUGUACCAUAUCUUCCGGACACCCACCUGGGUGGUCCCGCCAAGGAUACAGGCGUGGAAAAUCAUGGGCCAGGCCGGCGAGAUCCUGAGCAAAAUUCAGAUGGAUCAACAUGAGAACUUUUCCCAAGAAACUGUUGAGAGGUUCAAAUCAGAGCCGGAGUUCUACCACGAGUUCGUCAAAAAGAUCGAGGCGGAGGUGAACAAUGCUUUUCCAAUCGUCCUCACACAGAGUCCGGUUCAGGCCUUUGCGCGGGCCAAGGUCACAGAGUACAUGACAUUGAUGCUUGGAGGGAACGAAAAACUCUGCAAGGCCCUAAUACCCGACUUUCCUCUUGGGUACAAAAGAAUGACGCCCGGCCACGGGUACCUGCAGGCGCUUACGAAGCCCAAUGUCGAAGUGAGGAAGUCUGAGAUCAAGCGGUUUGUGCCAGAGGGUAUCGAGCUAGAUUCGGGCGAGAUACUCGAAGUCGACGCCAUCGUCUGUGCCACCGGCUUCGACACGUCCUUUUGCCCGCGGUUCCCCAUCGUCGGACGCGAGGGCAACCUCCAAGAGAGGUGGAAGGAGGAGACGCCCAAGGCAUACAUGUCCUUGGCUGUGGCCGGACUGCCAAACUACUUCAUAUUCAAGCGCAACAUGACUAACACGCAGAACCCCGCAGUGUUCCUCGGCCCCAACGCGCCCAUCGGCCACGGCAGCGUCUUCACGCUCAGCGAGCACAUCGCCAAGUAUAUCACGUCGGUGAUCAAAAAGUGCCAGACCGAGUGCAUCAAAGCCAUCGCCCCCUCCCGCGCCGCAGUCGACGACUACUUCGAGCACAUCACCACCUUCAUGCCGCGGACCGCGUGGGCUGCUCCCGGUGGCCGCUCCUGGUUCAAGAACGGGCGGGAGGACGGGCCGGUGACGGCGCUGCACCCGGGCAGCCGCAUCCAUUUCUUCCACAUGCUGGAACGGUUCCGAGGCGAGGACUGGGAGUAUGUGUACGAGAACCCGAACCAAAACAGAUUUUGGUACCUCGGCAACGGCUUCUCGACGAAGGAGCUGGAUCCCCGGGUGGAUUCGACUUGGUAUCUUGACGGGUCGGCCGUUGUACAGUGA